CUCACUGCGGUCGGGAGCCCUUUGUGACGAAAUCUGAUUUUUUUCCCCUGCAAAAUAGCGAGAUUAAACAUGACGUCUCCUCAGAAAAUCCCGAUAGACCUGAAAAUGAUGAUCAAAGACACUAAACAGGACAUGGAUGAUGUGCACCAGGCCCUGGAAAAACUCAGAAGUCUCUCGCAGGAAGAGCGUACAGAAGCAGAAGUGCUGCGCUCGAGAAUCGACGAGCAGUCUACUCUCAUCUGCAUUCUGAAAAAGCGAGCGGACGAGAUGCUCCUUCGCUGUCAGGCUCUGGAGAAGAUCAACGCCGAGCUGGAGAACCUGAGAGCCAAUGUGCAGGUGGAGCUGGAGAAUGAGAGGAAGAAAUCUGAACUGCUGGAGCAGAGGUUCAUGGACCUUGCCUCCAACCACAGAGAGCUCAUCAACUUCAAGAACGAGUACAAAAGCCAGAAUGCAAAGCUGGAGAAGGAGAACGAGAGACUCCGCAAGGAAAACGAAGCUCUGUUCAGCGAGGAAGUGCAAGAGAAGGAGGAGACCAUCCUCAAACUGACCCAAGAGCUCAAGGAUUUGGCAGAGCAACAUAAGAUACUGGAAAACGAGUAUCAGGAGAAAACAACAGGUUUCCAGAUUAAGCUGAAAGAACUGAUGAACCUCCAUCGGAUUAAAGAAGCGUCUUUGAAGAACGAAUUAAGUGACACACAAAAACAGCUGAAGACUGCUGUAGAGAUGUGUGCAGAGCUUGAUCUUAAACUAAGACAAACUCAAGAAAAGGAAUCAAUGAGAGAGACGGACACUCAAGAGAGACUGGAGAAACUCAUCAAGGAAAAGGAUGAACUAAUUGAUCUCUCUGUGCAGCGUGGAAAACUCAUACUGGACAAGCAAGUUGAAAUUCAGGAGCUGGAAAGGAAAAGACAGGAAGCUGAGAAUGGCAGACGAGAUGCAGAGGACAGGUUUGAGAAGGAAGCAGCAGCCGUGAACAGUGAGUUGAGAGUAAAGGAACUGCGUGAGGCUUUAGAGAGAGCAGAAUUCUCCUGCAAUGAGUUGAAAAAGGAGUUUGAGGCAUUUAAAAAGCACAGCUGUGAACUGCUUGAAAAGGAGAAGGAGUUAAACUGCAAACUUCGCCACAUGAUCAUCUGAAGCAUCCAUUCCAUUCCAUCUGUAUUUCUACCAUCAGCUAAGUCAGCCUUAAUCUUGAGAAAACCAUUCACUUCCCGCUGAGAUGGAUGGAGAAGAAUUAAAGGGAUAGUUCACACAAAUCCAAAAUCAUUUACUCACCCUUCACUUAUUCCAAACCUCUUUGAGUUUCUUUAUUCUGUCAAACACAAAAGAAGAUAUUUUGAAUAAUGGUCGAAACCUUGACUUGCAUUGUAGGAAAAAUAAAUGCUACGGAAGAAACCGGUAACCACUGACUUCCAUAAUAUUUGUUUUUCCUGCUAUAGAAGUCAAUGGUUACAGGUUUUCUGCUUUUAGUUCAACAGAAUAAAGAAACUCAUAAAGGUUUGAAACCACUUGAGGUUGUGUAAAUAGUGAGUAUAUUUUCUAUUUUGAGUGAACUGUCCCUUUAAGUGAGAUUUUUCUUAAGUGAGUGUCUUCCGUCAGAAGAGGGCAGCAUAACUGAUUUCUGUAGGGAAUCUGUAGUAUGUUUUUUUGAAAGUUUGUAGAUUGGUGGUUUUGGGUCAUCUCUCUGAAAUACAAAUAAAACAAAAAAAUAAAUAAAUUUAAACUUUUAAUGUCCCAGUGGAGGAUGAAGGCAGGGCUGUCAGGAUUAUUACAGAAUGGCCUGGUUAUGAUUAUUUUAUAAAGUUUCAUUAAUUGUGAGGACACUUAUAGCGCCCUCAAAACAAGGGAUAAUUAAACAAUUGAUUAUUUUAAACAAUUGUGUUCAUUUCAAAUGUUUUGAAUGGAAUUUUAAACCAAUUUGUACGUUUGCAACAUUUUACAUUUUAGUCCCAUAUUUCCUUUCGGAUAAGUAAAUAUUAAAACAAUCUGGAUAUUUGUAACGUUUUUGAAUGGAAUUUUGAACAGGUUUGUACAUUUGGAACAAUUUAAACUGUAGUAAGGGAGAGCAGGGACGAAAGUAACAUUUUUAAUUAAAAAACUAAUUUGGAAAGGUACUGUUUUCAGCAGAAAUACAUUUUUGCUCUAUCAAAAUAAGUUAUUUAGUAUCAAUUUAGAACAACUCCAAUAUAACUUCACUUUAAACAAAAGUUGCACAUUGUUACUUUUGACCCCAUCGAAAAAAAUAAUAAAAUAUUUGCUAGAUUUACUGGCUUGAUCUUGUUUAUUUGAAAUAUAUCUGACUGUGGCCUUAUUC
Molecule: messenger RNA, 2311 nt
Organism: Danio aesculapii
Lineage: Eukaryota; Metazoa; Chordata; Actinopteri; Cypriniformes; Danionidae
Product: coiled-coil domain-containing protein 89
Exons: 7
Coding region: 70-1134 (354 amino acids)
Source: RefSeq, a predicted model, not a curated record